Molecule: messenger RNA, 4171 nt
Organism: Stegastes partitus (bicolor damselfish)
Lineage: Eukaryota; Metazoa; Chordata; Actinopteri; Pomacentridae
Product: mitochondrial import inner membrane translocase subunit TIM44-like
Exons: 13
Coding region: 17-1357 (446 amino acids)
Biological process (GO): protein import into mitochondrial matrix
Cellular component (GO): mitochondrial inner membrane
Molecular function (GO): protein-folding chaperone binding
Source: RefSeq, a predicted model, not a curated record
ACAGUGCAGGAUCAAGAUGGCAGCCUCCGUGUGUCGGUGCUACGAGCUGAUUGGCAGAAAUGCCUUGGCCCUUUGCUCCCGGUCUCUGGCCUCCUCGGCGUGGAGAGGAGAUCCUUACAGGUUACACAGGAGCCCAGCUGCAGCUGUGCAGGUGCGACAUGCUUCAGGACGUAAAGGUUUUCUGGGGGAGUUUGUUGACAACCUUCGUCAGGAGUUCAGUAAGAAUCAGGAGAUGAAGGAAAACAUAAAGAAGUUUAGAGAAGAAGCCAAGAGGCUCGAGGAGUCCGAUGCCCUCCAGCAGGCCCGCCGGAAAUAUAAAUCAAUAGAGGCCGAGACAGUGAAGACGUCCGAGGUGUUUAAGAAGACGUUCGGCUCUCUAUCAGACACUGUCAAGGAGGGUCUUGAGGAGGUGAGUCGUACUGACAUUGGGAAGAAGAUCAAGGAAGGUGUGGAGGAGGCAGCCAAGACAGCCAUGCACUCUGCUGAGUCCGUCACCAAAGGAGGAGAGAAACUGGGCCGGACCAGUGCAUUCAGAGCCAUCUCACAGAGUGUGGAAACCAUGAAGAAGGAGAUAGAUGUCGGUGAUGCUGGCCCUUACAGGGCUCCUUCUCAGCUGAGGAAGAGGAGCGAUUUCUCAUUUAAAGGGGCAGACAGCGACACCAGAGUGUUUGAAGCCAAUGAGGAGGCUAUGGGCGUCGUUCUCCACAAGGAUUCAAAGUGGUACCAGCAGUGGAAAGACUUCAAGGACAAUAAUACAGUUUUUAACAGAUUCUUUGAGAUGAAAAUGAAAUAUGAUGAAAGUGACAACACCCUCAUCAGAGCAUCCAGAGCUGUAACCGACAGAGUCACUGGCUUUCUAGGUGGUCUUUUCUCUAAGACGGAAAUGUCUGAAGUGCUGACAGAGAUUGUGAAGGCAGAUCCCAACUUUGACAAAGAUUCUUUUCUCAAACAGUGCGAGAAAGAUAUAAUCCCUAACAUACUAGAGGCUAUGAUCCGUGGAGAGCUGGAUGUAUUAAAGGACUGGUGCUAUGAAGCUACGUACAGUCAGCUGGCCCAUCCCAUCCAGCAGGCCAGAGCUCUGGGGCUUCUCUUCCAGUCUAAAAUCCUUGACAUUGACAACAUAGAUCUAGCGAUGGGCAAGAUAAUGGACCAGGGCCCGGUGCUGAUUAUCACCUUCCAGGCUCAGGUCGUCAUGGUGAUCCGCAGCCCCAAAGGAGAUAUUGUGGAGGGAGAUCCGGAGAAGGUGAUGAGGAUGAUGUAUGUUUGGGCGUUGUGUCGUGACCAGGAGGAGCUGAACCCCAGCGCGGCCUGGAGACUCCUGGACAUCUCGGCCUCCAGCACUGAGCAGGUUCUUUAAAAGGAGGAGGGACGCAGGUGAAAGGGUUCAUCUGGGACACACAAACUGAGAGGAAGAGCAGAAGAGACAAAGAUGUUCCUGGAAUACCUGCACAACCCGUGUACAUUAACUUAAGAGAGAAGAGUGAAGCCCUGCUGCCGUGCCAGAGACUGUAUUUGCACACACUCCAUUUCCCCUCAGCACCCGGAGGAUUUAUGUGCAGAUGUACAUAUUUGACCACCCUCUGGCAUGAAAACAUACAUGCCCAUGGAGAUCGACUACAUGAUAUAUUCACUGAAAUCUGUGCUUCCAGUUAUAUGUGUGUAGUCUCUUGCACUGGUUAGCUCAGUGUUUGGAUUAACUGGAGUGUGAACAUAGCACUUAAACACUAAUCUGGAUGGAGUGGAUGUAACCAACCUUUUCACCAAAUGGCAGGAGCCUGCAUCAUUUCAUCCAGUGGUACAGUCCAUCCAUACUAUCCACCAGGGCUAGGUUCCAAAAGAUUAUGUUAAAGAUGGUGGAAAAUAAGGAGAGAUACCAUGGUUGGUUGGCUUUUUGAGGAAUGUUUUGAAGCCCAAAGUAGGAUUAAUUUACGCCAACAUCUUUGUCAAAUAGCCAUAAAGUAAAAAUGUAGACGGUGUGAUGCAUUUUUACACUGUGUCUACACAGGAGGUACAGCGUGAGCAGCUUCAAUUCUCCAUCUAUGUCUACACAGGAUGCAUUCAGGCACACUGAAACCAACACACAGUCACUCAAGGUACAUAAAGAUGCUGUACUGUAUAAAAGAGAAGUCUCUCUUCCGUCAGAUGUGCGUGAGACAGAUGACUUGGCUCAAAUGCCUCCUGUGCAGACGCCCCGUUAGCGGUGUUGAACAAGCACCAACCAACACAGCCGAGUAUGAUAGCAUGAGAGAGCAUCGCAGUUCAAGCAAACUGGCUUUAAAGCAUGCUUCAUACUAAGCCUUAAUAUCCCCCCAAUGAAACAGUACUUAAACUGGCCAUAAAAGCACAGAUAAGACAAGGUGGAAUAAGCCAUUUAGACUUUUAGGUGACAUUUAAAGAGUUUGUACAUUUUUUGAUGAUUAGAUAAAUGGAAUUUUAAGAUACUUCAACACUGACUUACAUGCAGCUGUAAAAUGAGCUCAAGAUUUAAGCAUACGUAGGAUGUAAUGAUCUGUGUAUUCAGAGUCCGUCCUGUCUCCUCUACUAUUGUCUACUGCAACUUGCAAACAAACUGUGAAAGCCAAUCAAAAUUUAAUUAAUACACUGAUCAGCCACAACAUUAAAACUGUGUAGGUCCUCCUCAUGUCACCAGAACAGCUCUGACCCAUUGGUGUCUAGACAGAGGGUCUAUGGUGGUGUCCUGUGGGAUGCAGGUGGGGCUUUUGUGAAUCUGGUUUGUUCCAGUGUAUCCUGCAGACGCUUGAUUAGGUUCUGGGGCGUUUAGAGGGCAGAUCAACGGCUUGGGCUCUUUGUUGUGUUUUUUAAGCCGUUCCUGGGCAGUUUUUGCGGUGUGGUGGGGCACAGUGUCCUGCUAGGUGAAGCUGCCGGUGGAAAUGGGGAUGUGCUUGGUCUGCAGCAGUGUUUAGGUGGCUGGUACGUGUCAAAGUAACAUCCAAAUGAAGGUCAGGACCCGAGGGUUCAAAGCAGAAAAUUGCAUUGUGACAGGAUGAUCAGUGUUGUUCACUUGACCACUUAGUGGUUUUAAUGUUGUGGCUGAUGGUGUGUAGCACUUCUUAAACAAAUCAAAUGCAGUUCAAAGUGCUUUACAAGCAACAACAGUGUACACUUUAAGUUUCUGUUGUCACUAUCUGUAGUACGUUUGGAAGUAGAGCAGGUCUUUUCAUUCAGACAUGCAGUGGACUGUUCUCUAAGUCUGAUUCAGAGUUUUCACAACAUAAGCUUAUAAAUACAUCAAAUGUGGAGUAUUACUCCUACAUGGGACCAUGUUCAGUUAUUGAUCAUUAAGGCAGCUUCUUGUUUUAGGAUCAUUUGUCAAACCAUGUUACAAACCUUUUAGCUGUUUGUCUUAUUCAAGUGUUUGGUUUACUUUUAUGUUUGUGGCUUUUCAAGGAGAAUAUGGUGAAAAUGAAAACUUGAAUGAAUGAGUAUUUUAUUUUGUUGACUGUAUGGACCUACUAUUCAUGACAGUUACAUUCUGUGAACAUGGGGACUUUUACUCACAUCAGUGAACAUUGAACACGUUUUCAUUCAGUUGCAUUCCUGAUGAAUGUCUUUAAGCUAAGCUCUUUGUUGGUACCUCCAUGUGAAGAAGUUCCCAACUUGUGCAUGUUUUUUUUGUUUGUUUGUUUUGUAAAGCAUGACAGAUGCCAAACUGCCUGGUGAGAUGGUUUGUUACUGAUGAUAACCCAUGAGUAUCCCUGAUGGCCACACCGUGCUGUCAUUCUGUUUGUCAUGAGUCUUGGCUGUUUUCUCAUGAUGUGCCAUCCAUCACAUGGUGGUAAAGUUGGAAGAAGCAUUUUACAGUUGUAUUCGUGCAACUCGUGGGGCAAAGAAAACAAAACCCAUCGAUAAGGGCAACACUCACCAUAAAUGUGCACUUUCAUUUAGCUCAAGCAAUAGUUGGGGUGUUGGAAUAUAGUGGUAUUGACAACAAGCGUGAUAUUUCAAAAAUGAAAUAUUGAUAUCAUGUUGAUAGUACAUAUAUGAGGAUAUAAAUAAUUCAGUGCCACUAAAGAUCAGAUUGACAUUCCAACAUAGAAACAACUUAUAGAACAGUUAUGGUUAAGGAAUCUUCCACUCCUGACACUCAUAUUUUGAGUGUAAUUUAUCUGUCAGAAAAAGGUAAAACACAAUAAACAAAAUUAAAGAUGAA